Messenger RNA from Racocetra persica, 188 nucleotides. Lineage: Eukaryota; Fungi; Glomeromycota; Glomeromycetes; Diversisporales; Gigasporaceae. The record is from the annotation of a GenBank genome assembly.
CUGUACCUUGGGAUCUUAAAUAUUCCUCUAAGUUAACUCCUUCUUUAUGGUGGGUGUUGUUGAAGAUGACUUUUUCAGGAAUUGAUUAUCUUUAUUCAAAUGGAAGUGAAAAUAAAACUGAAAUUGUGAAUCCCACAGAAAAUAAUAUCAUGAUGGCUCUUCAAAAUGUAGUAGAUUUGUCAGAUUAA